UGCCGUGUGAUCGCCAUCAUCUGCAUGCGGUGCUUACCAGUGGCUUUUUUUUCGAAUCGAUGUUCUGCUGCAGUCAUCCGUUGUGCAAGAAGAAGGGGUGAUUGAUGGAUUGAUUUAUUGAUUGAUUGCUUCCUCGAAUUUCGUCCUCAAGUUUUUUUCAAGUCCGCUGCUGCGGCUUCAUCUUGGACCUAUUGCUGAGAAUCAGUAUCUUGUUCAUUUUGGAUGAAGCCUUAUGCGACUGAUCGAGGUGUCCUGAUUUGGCGACGACUUGAGUCCUUACAAUGGAGUAGUUGUGCUGGUCUAUGGACGUGAAGGUCUUGGAUUUCAGAAUUGUAUAUUCGCCCCCCACGUUUGUGUACUCUCCCCCACCUUUCUUCCCUCCCCCCCGCCUCCUAUCCUCUACUUUCAUUUCUUACAGUGUGAAACCCAAUCCCUAUGUCGGCUACGUGCUGUAUUCCAUAUUUCUCCCGAAGGGAAUGCAAAAAUGCAAAACCAGGUUCCGUUCCCGGUGUCGAUUUUGAGUUUCCUUCUGUGGCAACAUGGGCGACAUCAAAAAGCAUCGACUCGUCUGGCACAGUUGCUUCAGGACGUGGAGGGAGCCCGAACGUAGCGUUGCGCCGAUUCACCAUUAGUGAGCUGAAGUCGGCCACAAAUAAGUUUAGCGAAGUCAACGUUCUUGGUGAGGGAGGUUAUGGCCGGGUGUACAAGGCCACGCUCUCAAAGGGAGUUUUGGCGGCAGUGAAACGAGCGGCGCAGCAGUCCUUCCAAGGGGAGAAGGAGUUUCACACGGAGAUUGAACUGCUCUCCAGCGUCGCGCACCCAAACCUCGUCCGGCUUCUAGGAUAUUGCAACGAGAAAGGUACACAGAUGCUGGUUUACGAGUACAUCCCUCAAGGAACUCUUCGCUCUCAUCUUUCCCGGAGGGCCACACGCCCACUGACCUUUCAGGAGAGGGUGGAGAUCAUGGUCGGUGCGGCAAAUGGCAUCGCUUUCUUGCAUUCCAACGUCAACCCGAUUAUACAUCGCGACAUCAAGACCGCUAACAUUCUCCUCACGGACGAUCUUGUAGCGAAGGUGGCAGACUUCGGGUUAGGGAAGCUAGCCCCGGACGGUGCAACCCACGUGUCGACCGUCGUCAAGGGUACCAUGGGGUACAUGGACCCUGACUACUACAUGACCAACCAGCUCACCGAGAAGAGUGAUGUUUACAGCUUUGGAGUUGUCAUUCUUGAGGUAUUCACCGGUCGGAGCCCCAUCUCAAAGGGCCGCCACAUUGCCGUUGAGAUGCGUACGUAUAGGAAACAAGGUCGGAUGAUGGAGCUUGUCGAUCCGACGAUCAAGGGGCAAUUCGAUGACGAGGUAAUGGACCAGGUCAUUGCACUUGCGCUCGCCUGUUGUUGCGAUCUCCCCAAAAAUCGGCCCACCAUGACUAAGGUCGCGCAGGAACUCAAAGCAAUUGCUAAUGCAGGCAUCGCAGGUGUCGUCCUCACCACUGGCAGUAUCGAUUUGACGACGAAGGCCAGUUCGCCGAUCACAGGGGAAGAGGAUUUGUACGGAGCGAUGGUAUCAGAAGGUGACAGUCUUGGAAAUACAGCAGAGUAUGAGGAUCCAACGAUGAUCACAACUCGUAUUGACGACUGGACGCAAGUGGUGCCAAGAUGAGAGGAGAAACAAAACCAAACUGCGGACUUAUUCGCAGCAAAUAACUAUUGUGGGCAACAGUGAAAUUUGACCACUUGGUGCUCGUAUAUCUCAAGGAACACUGCCGGACUGUGCCUGCGUCUUUAACAAGUGCCCAAUAGUCGUACCAGCGGCUGUGGUCGCUCGGGCAGAAUAAAAGCUGUGAGAGGUAAGCUCUUGAUUAGAUACAAAGAAUGCAUCCGGGGAGAGGGGGGCCAGGAAAAAGAGUCGAGCAAGGAUUUAGCGCUCAGUAUUUCGCUUUGGCUAGUCUGUGGACAUUGUCCACAUUAUUUUUUUGUCUUUCUGCUUUGAAUGUGUAUUUCUGUUAGGUAUGGUGCAUGGUGAAGGCUCAAGCAAUUUUUAUGAGCUGAAGUCUUGAUUGCGGUAGGCUGUUGAAAAUGCGUACGUUGAGCUUGAUGCUGCAGUUCUCCGACUUAUCUUCUGGAUUUCUAAAUGUGUGUCUCGACUCUCGAUUGACGUCGACAUUCCGCCUCCUCUACCUCAGUUAGUUGUGCAGGACCACAGCAGCAGCAGCAGCAAUCCCCAAGAUGUGCCCGUCUAGCCACAAGACAGCAGCAGCACACCUCGCGAAGGUGCAUGAAUCAUGAUAUAGAAGCUGCUGCUGGCCCAUCUACAAAGGUGUGCAGAGGCGGACAGAUCAUCAUUUCAAUGUAUACGCCGGUGGCUUUACAGCGAUGGGAAUACAUGGCGAUUUUUUUGACGCAUGUGUGCAGCCAGGGUUGUUUUCACACACUGGCCAUGUAGGUAUGAUGUACACAGGACACCUGCGCACUGCCUUGGGAAGUUGGUGCGUAGGGUUCUCUUCUCUUUCAGCUAGUCAAGUAGGAGGAGCACAAGCCUGGGAACAUGAAAGCUGGCUUUGUACAGAAAGGUGCAGUAGCCUAGUAGUACCAUGACAGUGGGCUUUGUACAGAAAGGUGCAAAGGAAAAAGGACACCACUCAUGAUGCAGCCACGAAGAAACUUACGCUGAAAAUAAUGACAGAACCGCACUGGAGUCUGUGCCAGUGGGUAAAAAGCUUUAUGGAACUGGAAAGUCUGUGCCAGAGUGACUUGGGUGGGGUGAAACACACUCCCCUCCCAAGAACACGGUAUCGGCACAGCUGUGACUUGUUAGGGCUCACGGUCAAGCUCCCUAUUUGUGCGCAUGGCAGCAGAUGUGCAUUCCUUUGGUGUAUCAAUUGCCUCCUCUGGUGGGUGGGUUGGAGCCAGUGCUGAUCCAUCGAAGGACGCAUCUUUCCCGAGUCCAUCGAAGGACGUAUCUUUUUCCGAUUCCAUCGAAGGACAAAUCUGUCCUGCAGAGCUGUGAUUGUUGAGCGUGGGGAGACCGUGGUCGGCGGCAGAGAUGCGCAUAGAUGUCGGCGGGCGACAUUUUGUGCAUUGGAUUCGGGUGUGGGAUGCUCGAGGCAACACACGUUACCUGUGCAGCUGAGGCACAGCACAUUAAGCCUCAGCGUUAAGAACUGUGCGGACGAUCGACGCGCGAAGAGAGGGCAACACAGGGAGUCCAGUGUAGGGGGCCUACCUAUCGGUAGGGGCCACAUCUUGAGGGCAGUUGUGAUGGUUGUUGCUUUACUGCAAUGAAAACUGCCUGUGGUGGUGGUUUGGGGUCUGGAUGCAGGGAGUCCAAUGUAGAGGGCGGGCACAUCUAGAGGGCAGCCAUGAUGGCUGUCCAUCUAGAUAAUUGCGGUUGAUAUGUGAAGGAACUUUUUUCUGGUGGUUUAGCUCCUGAUUCUGUGUGGUUUGGCUCUUGAUGGACAAAAAGCUCACACAAUGCCAUCAUCAGUCUGGCUGUGAGCGACAGGGUUUAGCACCGAGGUAGCCGUGGACGAGAGGCAAUCAUCAUGGAGAGCUCCAUAGGCAACACGUGGAAGACCUUGUAUGGAAAAUGAACUGGCAAGCCGCGGUGUAGAUGUGCCUAACGACAGAUUGCUAAGUGCAGUUGUGACCUAACAAGAGGGUUUGUGAUCGGCGGGAUGUUGGUUCAUGAGGAAUAUGCGCAAAGGGUUGGCAAUCUGGAGUGGGCAGAGACAGAUGUGUGGCCAAGGGUUUGUUAUCUUAAUUGCAAAUAGAUCUGUGUAGAGGGGGUAUUCUGAAUGUGCCAUAGAUUCUUCACGUACCAACGUUAGAAAAGAAUGUGGAGUUGUGAAGAGAGAGGGCUUAAACCACCAGUACCUCCACAUUUUUAGGUCGUUAAUGCGGUGGCUGAAACUGUGCGCCGCACGGGUUCCUAUGCAUUUGAAUCAGAGACUCCCCAGAGGGGGGUCUUAGGUGGACUUGUGAAGAGAGAGGCUUAGUGAAAUAAAUGUGUAUCUAUCAAUGGGAGGGUAGGCCCUAUCGUAGAUGUCCUGGUCAUCUUUAGCUUUUAAAUUUGUUCUUCGUCAGUGAAGUAUGGCCUGUAGGCCCAUGUAGGGUUAUUUUAAUCAGAUCAUUGUGAAGCGUUUGGACCGGCAUUUGACCAGUUGUGAGGCUCUCUGGUUGAAUGAUGGAUUGCCAAUAGGCUUGUCUAUGCCAAUAGACUCUUUGGAAACAAUGCGGAAGAAGGGCAGACUGUCAUCCGGCAGCGGAAUUAUGAGGUAUUGGAAAGGCAGUGACAGAGAUGGUGAUGGCAGGGCCAGAGGGUGAGGGCUCAAUGGUGCAUGAUCUGAAGGUUUGCAGGGUGGACAAGAAGCUUAGCUUCUUGCGUCUUUGAAACCCUUGCGAGAUUGCAAAUAAAAG
Messenger RNA from Chara braunii, 4418 nucleotides. The record is from the annotation of a GenBank genome assembly. Lineage: Eukaryota; Viridiplantae; Streptophyta; Charophyceae; Charales; Characeae.